AACCCAAACCCUAUCACACGCACGCACAGUUGUGCUAGUUCUGAGGGAGGGAGGGAGGGAGAGAGGACUUGGCAUCGAAGGAGUAGGAGCAAUGGAUGCGCUGAGGAAGCAGCUGGAUGUUCUGAUGGGGGCGAAUCGAAACGGUGACGCCCAGGAGGUAACGCGGAAGUACUACGAUCGCGACGUCUGUCGCCUAUUCCUCGCUGGCCUCUGCCCUCACGAGCUUUUCCAACUCACUAAAAUGGAUAAGGGACCAUGCCCCAAGGUGCACUCAUUGCAGCUGAGGAAAGAAUAUGAGGAAGCAAAAGCAAAAGGUCUUGAUAAUUAUGAUAGGGACUUAGAGGAUAACAUAGAUAGACUUAUUAUUGAGUGCGAUCGUAAAAUAGCAAGGGCUUUGAAGAGACUUGAUGAAGAGGAUGCUAAAGCCGCUAUUGCAAUCUCAGUAUCAGAAGUUACCCAGACACCAGAGAUUAUUGAGUUGUCAAAGCAAAUCAAAGCAAAACUGAAAGAAGCUGAUCAAGCUGACCUAGAAGGCAAGACAGACGUGAAGAUUCGAGCAUUGGAAGAGGUUGAAGAACUAAGAACAAAAAGAGCAGACAAGCAGUCGAUGCUUCUUUUGGAUGCUUUCAACAAAGACCGUGCAUCUCUUCCUCAGCCUGUGACAAAUGCUUCUCAGACACCAAUGCCAGCAGCUGUUCCAGAUCCUCGCAUACAAGAAAUGAUUAAUGAGAAGUUGAAGAAAGCUGAAGAUCUUGGUGAACAAGGAAUGGUAGAUGAAGCGCAGAAAGCACUUGAAGAGGCUGAAGCGCUGAAGAAGCUGCCAGCGCGGCAGGAACCUGUGCUGGAUUCCUCCAAGUACACAGCUGCCGAUGUGCGCAUUACUGAUCAAAAGCUCCGUGUUUGCGACAUUUGUGGAGCAUUCCUCAGUGUUUAUGACAGUGAUCGUCGUUUAGCAGAUCAUUUUGGUGGGAAGCUCCACUUAGGCUAUAUGCAAAUUCGUGAAAAGUUAGCUGAGCUUCAGGAAGAGAGAGACAAGAAACGUAAAGCCUAUGAAGAAGAAAGAAGGCCAAGAGAUCGGAGAAGCCGUGACCGUGACAGGGAAUCUAGCAAGGAUCUUGGUAGAGGUGAUAGCCAUGAACGUGGAAGGGAUUAUGAUCGUAGGAGCAGAGAUCGUGAUAGGCAUCCCGAUCGUGAGCGUGAUUAUGACCGAGAACGUGAAAGAGAUAGAGAACGUUCUCGCAGCUAUGACUCAAGGAGUCACCGAAAAUCUCGAUCCCGGUCGAGAGAACGUUCAAGAGAUUAUGAUCGCUACAGGCGUUAUGAUCGUUAUUAGCUGGACAAACAGAAAGAGUGGUUCAUGUAGGGGACGGUUCUAAAGUUUGUAUCUUCUGUCUAUUACCGCUGUGGUACUCUCUAGGAAGAUGUUGGUUAUUCUGGAUUCUGGUAUAUUGCACCGGUCGGUAGAGUGAAGGAAUGCUGUCUGUAUGCUAGUUUUUAUGUGAGGUGCAGAGAUUCAUUUCAUGCAGAUUGCCGCUCGUCUUCAUUUGCUUGGACUACAAACGUGUUGCAAUGACCCGAAAUUUUCAUGUUACAUGAAUUCAUCAAACGGUGGUUUUUUAUGGCAGCUUUGAGGAAGACUCGAGCUUUGCCCACAAUGUAUCGUCAUCCUUCUCCCUGAUUGAGCUAUAUUUGUAGCGAGUGGUAGGGAGAAAACCUUUUCCGGAUCAUUCUUCUAACAGAAUUAAUAUAAUAAUGCUCUAAAUUAUGUCAA
Messenger RNA from Sesamum indicum (sesame), 1771 nucleotides. Its product is annotated as U1 snRNP-associated protein usp106. Gene Ontology annotation, biological process: mRNA splice site recognition. The record is from RefSeq and is a predicted model, not a curated record. Gene Ontology annotation, molecular function: mRNA binding. Gene Ontology annotation, cellular component: U1 snRNP. Lineage: Eukaryota; Viridiplantae; Streptophyta; Magnoliopsida; Lamiales; Pedaliaceae.